AUGAUCGACAAGAUUAACGACGUUCUCGACAAGAAGCCAGACUCGACGUUGUGUCCCCCCUCUACUGUGGUAGUCCCUCCGCCUUCAGAGAAGUCCCGCCUCGAGCUACCCAAGGAAGCCAUUGAUGCCCUAUUCUUUCGUGGCCAAAGCUUCCAGAACAAGGUGGAUAAGUGCUGUGCAGCAUGCAACAAUGCUCCUACGGUUGAAGGUGGUCGAUUCAUUGGUAAUGAUGAUCCGAGAUCCUUCGCUGAAUUCUCUCAACUGGUUCGCCAACAUAAUAUGUACCUCUACGGUGAUGCGGUUACCCGAUACUUCUUCCUACUACAUAACCUCUCUCCGAGUGUUCACAACUCCACAGUGUUCGGCCUGCAAUAUGGUGAUGCGCAAGACACGCCUCAAUGUACCAGUGUGAACGACUUCCAAAGGCUACUCGACAAGGUGUGGAACCAUCUCAUGGAUGAGUUUGCUAAAUCAUCCGGCUUAUUCGACCACUACAAGGCACUACAACUUCUUAAACUCUCUCCCGGUGCUGACUUUGACGGCCAUCUCAGUCGGUUCACUACCCUUAUCCGUGCCAUACAGAGAGAGAAGGGCUCCAUUGAUGACCGCGAGACCGCCGCCCACUGGUACAACAGUUUGGAUGAGCGAGGCCAAGAUGACAUAGAUCGGGCCCCUGCCCAAGACGUUAAGACCUUCGUCCAGAUGCGUGAGAGAUCUCGAGGCUUCUACCGAUCACUCAAGAAGACGUGGAAGGCUAACGCUGCUGGGAAGUCAAUCACCACUAAUGUUGCUACUGCUGCGG
This is a messenger RNA of Perkinsus marinus ATCC 50983, 802 nucleotides long. RefSeq lists its product as hypothetical. The record is from RefSeq and is a predicted model, not a curated record. Lineage: Eukaryota; Perkinsozoa; Perkinsida; Perkinsidae. The annotation marks the transcript as partial. The transcript has a single exon.